AGCAGCAACACAGCAGCCAGCAGCGUUGUGUGCCAAAAGUGCAAGACUCUUGAGUUGAAACGAAAUACAAGAAAAAAGAGAAAGUGCGUUUUGUCGAUUUGUGUGCGGUACAAAAGCCCAAACAGUGUUCACAGCCCUUAAAGGACUAUACAACAAGAACAACAACAACAACACAAUAAAGUGCAACAACAACAACAACAAACAAUUAAAAAUGGCAAACAAUAAAGUUAUUUUCGGUGUCUUGUGUUUGGUGACGCUCUCCGCUGCGCUCCCCGCCGAGGAAACGCGCGGCCAUGCCCGCAACGCCAUCGGCGGCGACAACGACAUUAUGGAUAGCAUCUAUAGCGACUGCCUGCGCAAGGAUUCGGUCUCGUGCGUCAAGUACAAGCUGUUCAACUUCGUCGACAAGGUGCUGGGAGCCCGCGACCAAUUUGCUCUCACCGAGGGCGUCACUGUUGUCCGCUCACCGGAUGCGCCCGUCCAGGAGGCCGCACGCUCCAUCUCAGCCGAUGAGUCGUUCGAAUCGCUCGCCCUGAACCGCAUCAGCAGCUUCCUCAACUCGCACACCAUCAAGGUGGAACUGAAGGGCGCCGACAUCGUUCAGGCCGUGAGCUCCACUGGCCGCGCUUUGGAGGAUGCCUCUGAGUCGCUGUUCGGCAGCAACGAUCCCAAUGCGCCCGAGGAGAGCCGUGGCAAGAAGAAGAAGGCCGCCAAAAUCCUGGGCCCCAUUCUGGCUCUGGUUGCACUGAAGGCCGCCGCCCUCCUGCCCCUGCUCCUGGGUGCCAUCGCUUUGAUCGCCGGCAAGGCUCUGCUCAUUGGUAAGAUCGCUCUGGUGCUGUCGGCCGUCAUUGGCCUGAAGAAGCUGCUGUCGCAGGAGAAGCACGUCACCUACGAAGUGGUCGCCCAUCCCCAUCACAGCAGCAGCCACUCCGUCAGCCACGGCGACUCAUACGGCAGCGGCUACAGCGCCGAUGCGGGCGCCUCCUCUGCUUCGUACGGCAGCAGCGGCCAUGGUGGCUGGGGACGCUCCAUUGAUGCCCAGGAUCUGGCCUAUGGUGCCCAGAAGCCUCAGGCUUAAGUGAAGUCACAGUCAAUCAACCACAACCACAACCACAACAACAACAACCACACGAACCACAACCAAUCACUGACUUGAGCCAUUCAGCUCAGAUACAGACUCUUGAAGAGGAACACAUAUUAUUUAUUGUUCGUUUUAAUUAAUUUAUUAAUAUAAUUUAUUUUAUUUAUUUUUCCACACGAAAAAGCGCAAAGCAACGCACACAAAAAACGGAAACUAAAACGCAAAAAAGAAAAAAAAAAAAUGAAAAUCAAAUCAAAUCACUUGAGAAAGAAUUGUUAAACGACAUUGUAGCGAAAAGAGAAGAAGAAGCAGAGCAGACGAAACCCCCAUGCUGAGUGUGCGUGCAUUUAGUUGCUUGGCAUACGUACAUACGUACAUACAUACAUACAUACAUACUUACAUACCAUAUCAUUUAAAGCUAAAGUUAAGUUUGUAAAAAUAUCACAAAGCGAGAGUUAAAGUCGGUACCUAAUGCAAAUCGUUUCAAAUACUCAUAAGCCCAGGCGGCGGCUCUGUGCAGCGUCCAGCCUUAGGUCUAAGCUCGCACCCACUUACAACACCCACUCACUAUCUAGCUACAUCUGUUUCUCACUGUCUCUCUCACACU
Drosophila arizonae is the source of this 1688-nucleotide messenger RNA. It is a transcript of the gene Osi7, whose product is annotated as Osiris 7. NCBI's taxonomy places the organism in Eukaryota, Metazoa, Arthropoda, Insecta, Diptera, Drosophilidae. Gene Ontology annotation, cellular component: membrane. The record is from RefSeq and is a predicted model, not a curated record.